AAAGCAGCUCAUACCAUGGUAGUUACGACAGCCGCUCAAAGAGAUUUAGAGCCGUUUCAGGUGCUCAUUCUCGGUGAUGGCAACUUCUCCUUCUCCCUCGCGCUCUGCCGGAUUUUAUGGUCCCGACCUUCUGAUCUUUUGAUAACCCAUGAGAAUCUUCAUGUGGGCCAUGCCUAUCUCGGCUUGCCUACUACCAGUGGUCGCAAGAUUCAAAUAACCACAACAUCCUUUGACGACAGACAAGAGCUGUAUAAAAAAUAUCCCGAAAGCAAAGAAAUUUUGGCUGCUUUGGAAAGCGAGCGUUUCGCAGCAGAGGUGACCGUCCUGCACAGAAUAAACGCAUGGGAACUCAGAGAUCACUUUGGGGACCAGAACAAGUUCGAUGCCGUAGUAUGGAAUCACCCGCACCUUGGAACCGAAGACUUUCGACUCCAUCGCUUCUUAAUGGCCCAUUUCUUCAGUAGCGUUGCAAGUGUUUUGAAGCCUAAGCAUUCUUGUGUCUGUGUAAGCCUUGUGGAAGGGCAAGAAACUCGGUGGGAUUUGGUUGCGCAAGCCGCGCGAUCGGCUCUGGGGCUCACGCAGGUCGCGGCGUUCGAUGAGAAUUUGUGGCCGGGCUAUGUAGUCAAACGCAAUAAACAUGGCGGGAGCUUCAAAAAUACGCACACAAAGCAGCACACCGGCAGCGAAAUGAAGAGCCAUUUGUUUAGAUUCGCCUUGGGAGAGCCAGAGGUGAUAUGGCGAGGCUUGGAGAGUACCGAUAUUGAUCUGGACCUGCUACCAGGAGUGACGACAGGGGCCCCGGAUGACGACAGCUCGAUAACCGAUUUUACCGUAGCUUCUGAGGGGCUGACUCGCUCUGCAGGCGCAUCUCCAGACUCCCGAUCGAGCAAAUCGAGCCCAGUUUCAAGCUUAUCAUUCUCAGAAUCCCAAACGUCAUUGCCGUUGCUUCUCACGAAACCUACUCGAAAAGCCCGUCUUCGUGCUUCUAUCCCAUCAGACCUGGUUUGUCCCCAUUGCGGAAAGCAAUUAGCAACAGCGCGCGGCUGGACCCAACAUGUCCAUAUGGUUCACACGCUUCAGAAGUUUGGCAGUGAUUGGAAGCCUGAUCGUACCAAACAUCUAUCAUGCCCACAUCCUUCGUGCUCCAAAUCCUUUGCCGACGCCGAAUCACUCUGGCAGCACGAGAUCAACAAGCAUACCACCGUAACAUCUGACGAACUCCCCACUGCGGUGGACCAGCUCAAAGGUUCAGGUCCCUCAUCAGAAUGUGCUGGUGACGAUUAUGACUAUAUACCGUGCGAUGUAUGUGGUCAAGCCGUUGUGAAAAGAGAUUGGGGAAUGAAGCUUCAUUUGGAGACUUUGAAACCCGCUGUUGGGCUGGAUAUGAGAUGCCCUCUGUGCGAGACGGAUGGACAAGGGAGAGGGACCGUAGGAUUUAUUGAGAGCCGAGCACUGUUUCAACAUUACAAGUUCUGUAGGAGCAAGAGGAGCAAGCCAUCUUUGGCUGUUGAGAACAGAAAUGAUGGUCAUACUACUUAGAUUUUGUACCAUAGAUUACAUAUUUGCAUAUUUACUUGCUAAGCGAGAAAACUUUGCCACUG
Spizellomyces punctatus DAOM BR117 is the source of this 1601-nucleotide messenger RNA. RefSeq lists its product as uncharacterized. Gene Ontology annotation, biological process: rRNA base methylation. The transcript is spliced from 3 exons. Bases 16 to 1539 code for a protein of 507 amino acids. Gene Ontology annotation, cellular component: cytoplasm. Gene Ontology annotation, molecular function: rRNA (uridine-N3-)-methyltransferase activity. The record is from RefSeq and is a predicted model, not a curated record. NCBI's taxonomy places the organism in Eukaryota, Fungi, Chytridiomycota, Chytridiomycetes, Spizellomycetales, Spizellomycetaceae.